This is a messenger RNA of Erinaceus europaeus (western European hedgehog), 4061 nucleotides long. RefSeq names its product zinc finger MYND-type containing 11 (gene ZMYND11). Bases 181 to 2034 code for a protein of 617 amino acids. Gene Ontology annotation, biological process: regulation of transcription elongation by RNA polymerase II. The record is from RefSeq and is a predicted model, not a curated record. Gene Ontology annotation, molecular function: DNA binding; transcription corepressor activity; protein binding. Lineage: Eukaryota; Metazoa; Chordata; Mammalia; Eulipotyphla; Erinaceidae. The transcript has 16 exons.
GCGAGCGCGGGGAGCCCGCCCGCGGCGUCGGGGGCGGAGGACGGGCGGAGAGGCCCGCGCACGGCCGCCAUGUGAGCGGCGCUGCGGCUCGGCCCCAACUUCCCGGCGCGCCGGCGCCCCUUCCCGCCCGGCCGCCCGGCGCCGCUCGGCGAGGAGACACCCUAAAGAAGUAAACAGGUCAUGGCACGUUUAACAAAAAGGCGACAGGCGGAUACAAAGGCUAUCCAGCAUCUCUGGGCUGCCAUUGAGAUCAUACGGAACCAGAAGCAAAUCGCCAACAUUGACCGCAUAACCAAGUAUAUGUCUCGAGUCCAUGGUAUGCACCCCAAAGAGACCACACGUCAGCUGAGCUUAGCUGUGAAAGAUGGUCUUAUUGUGGAAACCCUCACAGUAGGCUGCAAAGGUUCAAAAGCUGGUAUUGAGCAAGAAGGAUAUUGGUUGCCAGGAGAUGAGAUUGCCUACAGUAUGCAGCCUUUCUCCAGGACAGCAGCCCCAAACAAGGACUGGGAAACAGAAAAUCAUGACUGGUAUUGUUUUGAAUGCCAUUUGCCUGGAGAGGUGUUGAUAUGUGACCUGUGUUUUCGUGUGUAUCAUUCCAAGUGUUUGUCUGAUGAGUACAGGCUUAGAGACAGCAGUAGUCACUGGCAGUGCCCAGUUUGCAGGAGCAUCAAGAAGAAAAAUACCAACAAACAGGAGAUGAGCACUUACCUGCGGUUUAUUGUCUCCCGCAUGAAGGAGAGGGCCAUUGAUCUUAAUAAAAAGGGGAAGGACAGCAAGCACCCAAUGUACAGAAGACUGGUCCACUCUGCGGUGGAUGUCCCCACUAUACAGGAGAAAGUGAAUGAAGGGAAAUACCGAAGUUAUGAAGAGUUCAAGGCCGACGCCCAGCUGCUUCUCCACAACACAGUGAUUUUCUACGGAGCAGACAGCGAGCAGGCGGACAUGGCAAGGAUGCUGUAUAAAGACACGUGUCACGAGCUGGAUGAACUGCAGUUGUGCAAGAACUGCUUCUACUUGUCCAAUGCGCGCCCCGACAACUGGUUUUGCUAUCCUUGUAUACCUAAUCAUGAGUUGGUUUGGGCUAAAAUGAAGGGCUUUGGGUUCUGGCCAGCCAAAGUCAUGCAGAAAGAGGACAAUCAGGUCGACGUGCGCUUCUUUGGUCAUCAUCACCAAAGAGCCUGGAUCCCCUCAGAGAACAUUCAGGACAUUACAGUCAACGUGCACCGGCUGCACGUGAAGCGCAGCAUGGGCUGGAAAAAGGCCUGUGACGAGCUGGAGCUGCACCAGCGUUUCCUUCGAGAAGGAAGAUUCUGGAAGUCCAAGAAUGAGGACCGAGGGGAGGAGGAAGCCGAAUCUAGCAUCUCCUCCACUAGCAAUGAGCAGCUGAAGGUCACUCAAGAGCCAAGAGCAAAGAAAGGAAGACGUAAUCAGAGUGUGGAACCCAAAAAAGAGGAACCAGAGCCCGAAACUGAAGCAGUGAGUUCUAGCCAGGAAAUCCCCACCAUGCCUCAGCCCAUCGAAAAAGUCUCGGUGUCAACUCAGACCAAGAAGUUAAGUGCCUCUUCACCAAGAAUGCUGCAUCGAAGCACCCAGACCACCAGUGACGGAGUGUGUCAAAGCAUGUGCCACGACAAAUACACCAAAAUUUUCAAUGACUUUAAAGACCGGAUGAAGUCUGAUCACAAGCGAGAAACUGAGAGGGUUGUCAGAGAAGCUCUAGAAAAGCUGCGUUCUGAAAUGGAAGAAGAAAAAAGACAAGCUGUAAAUAAAGCUAUAGCCAACAUGCAGGGUGAGAUGGACAGAAAAUGCAAGCAGGUAAAGGAGAAGUGCAAAGAAGAAUUUGUAGAAGAGAUCAAGAAGCUAGCAACACAGCACAAACAGCUGAUCUCUCAGACCAAGAAGAAGCAGUGGUGCUAUAACUGCGAGGAGGAGGCCAUGUACCACUGCUGCUGGAACACGUCCUACUGCUCCAUCAAGUGCCAGCAGGAGCACUGGCAUGCUGAACACAAGCGCACCUGUCGCCGGAAAAGAUGAAGGCUGGCUGCUGCUUCCUGAGAGUUGCCGACAAUUCCUCUGCUCAGACACAGCGGUUUUUCUUUCCAAGAAGCCAAAUUGUUUAGAAGUCGCUUCCCAUUUUGCACCAGCCUUUAAACACUUUUCGUGAAGAAAUUUUGCACAGUAGUUUAAAUCUUUUUGUUAAUGCUCCUCUGGAGUUUUUCAGGGGGUCAAUGUAACAUCAGUGGAGGGUAUUAUUUUAAAUGAAUUUUAAUUGAGAAUUUGUUGCAUUUUCAGCAAAUUUUAAAACAUUUUUAGGUUUUACAGAGAUUUUAACCUUUAAACAACAGAUCUUUAAAAACCGAUAGGUGAGUACAAGUGGGUUUAACACAGAAACAUCAGCGUGGAUCUGAAUGUAGGAGGAGCUCCUGAAUUGUGUUGGAAUAAAACUACCUGGAUGUGAAAUGUGUUUCUUAUCCUGGCUGAGCUGGUGUGUUCAGCUGCUGUCACUGUCUCGGCAUUAUCUGUGGUCAUGCCAGUGGGUGUAUGAGUGAAUUUAGGGAACAGGGUUGACACAGCAGGUGCUAGUCCUGCAUAUUUUUUCUUAAAUAUUUCCCAAUUGUGUUUUUCAUUAUUUCUUUUCAAUAUAUAACUUUUAUAACAAAUUACUAGCUUUGAUCUUGUAGUUUAAAAUUGCAGGGAACUGGGGUAAUCUUUUACUGAGCUGGAUCUUAGAGAAAAUGAAUAUUUAAAUUUUAAAGUUUGCACAUUUCAUCUUUGUCCUAACAAGAGUGCUUAUAACAAAAUAAAACAAAAAGCCAAAAACUACCUUUAUGGAUAUGAGGCAGACGAAGUCUUUAAUGCUUCCCUUCCCUCCCAAGUGUCAUCUGAUGGCCUGUUUUCUGGUGUCACCUCAUAGACUACAUUAAUACAAAAAGGAAAAACAAAAAAGCACUUACGUUUCCCGGGAGCCGCCAUGUUCGUAGUGCUGGGCCGCUGCCCACUGAUGAAUCCCAUCACUGUACACAGAAUGAAGAAAAAUGCAUGUUAAUAUACUUGUAUCAAAGAUGCCGUGAUUUGUAAAAAGUCUGUAUUUUGCGGAAUGUCUGGAUUAAGAAACAUUACCCAAUAGGAAUGGAUCGACAGUUGAAUAAUGAUUUUUAUACACAGAUAUAUAAAAUAGCCAGGACAACUUAAAUUACUUUAAAAAAAAAUUGUUUUCAAAGACUGAUGUUAGACCAAGUCCAAUUCCCAUUUCUGAUUUAGUUUUUUUUUUAAAGGCUAGAAGUCCUUUGUAAAUAUUUAUUUAGACCUUCGAUAUUUAUUAAAGCUGUCACACAACAGAAGUGGGAAAAUCAGGAGAAAAACCUUUAAAAAGUUUUCUCCCAGUUUGUCAGGGACACGCUAAAAAGACGGAAUGCAGUUCUUCUGUGACAUGACUGUCACACACACUGCAGUGCCACGAGUCAAGGGACUGGCCGAGGCCAUGGACACGGUGCCAGGCCCAGCCCGGCCCCGUGGCUGAGCGAUGAGUUAGUGGGCUGUCAGACUGACGGUGUAACCAGGAAUGCUGACCUUCUCUGAUUGCUUUUCCAAAGUUUUAAGACUUCGAUCCAUCCCUAUGCGAGCAAGUUAUUGUGGAAAUAUUUUUUGGUGUAAAAUCAUCCCAGAACAUGUACUGUUUAACUGGUAGCUGCAUGACAGUGAGAUCCGUGUCCCUUUGGCUUUUUUGUCUCCGUUGGCACGGCCGCACAUUUCCAAGUUACUACAGCGUGAACUGUGUGUUUAAAAAAAAAAAAAUACAAAAAAAGAUUGUGGCCUGGUUUUGUAAAAGUUUUAGGUAAAAUUAUAAUGGAUUGUUUUAGGAAUCAUUAUUAAAAAUUUUCUGCAAAUCAAAGCUAUAUCAAGGUGUCGAGCUUAGCCACUAUGCACAUUGUAAUUAUUCAUUGUGGCUGUCCAGUUUUAUGAUGCAUUCUGGCAUUUUGUAAGCUGCUCUGACUAGCAAUAUAUAGAUUCAUUUAAUGUGUUAACAUUGGUUAAUAAAUGUAUUUAAAAAAAAACAAAAA